Nannospalax galili (Upper Galilee mountains blind mole rat) is the source of this 1653-nucleotide messenger RNA. It is a transcript of the gene Gtf2h4, whose product is annotated as general transcription factor IIH subunit 4. Gene Ontology annotation, biological process: nucleotide-excision repair. Gene Ontology annotation, molecular function: double-stranded DNA binding; ATPase activator activity. The coding region runs from base 191 to 1582 and encodes 463 amino acids. The transcript is spliced from 14 exons. Lineage: Eukaryota; Metazoa; Chordata; Mammalia; Rodentia; Spalacidae. Gene Ontology annotation, cellular component: transcription factor TFIIH core complex; transcription factor TFIIH holo complex. The record is from RefSeq and is a predicted model, not a curated record.
CCUGUCCUCCUCACACGCUACACUGCUCUCAUUUUUCUCAUUCUCCACUCUGGGUCCUGUCUGUUUGAAGUUUUAUUUCCCCACCUUUCUCACCCAUCUUUUCCUUUAUCUCCAGAAGCCAAUGCAAGACAUUGGUUCCUAUUAAGCGACAGCUCGGGACCCGGGGUGCACGAGGGGGAUCCGAGUGGUGAUGGAGUGCACUUCUUCGAGGGCUGGACUGAACCGAGCACACCUACAGUGCAGGAAUCUACAGGAGUUCUUAGGGGGCCUGAGUCCUGGGGUGCUGGACCGAUUGUAUGCUCACCCUGCCACUUGUCUGGCUGUCUUCAGGGAGCUCCCAUCUUUGGCUAAGAACUGGGUGAUGCGGGUGCUCUUUCUGGAGCAGCCCCUGCCACAGGCUGCUGUGGCCCUGUGGGUGAAGAAGGAAUUCAGCACGGCUCAGGAGGAAAGCACAGGGCUGCUGAGCACCCUCCGUAUCUGGCAUACACAGCUGCUCCCUGGCGGACUCCAGGGCCUCAUCCUCAACCCCAUCUUCCGCCAGAACCUCCGAAUUGCCCUUCUGGGUGGGGGCAAGGCCUGGUCUGAUGACACAAGUCAGCUGGGACCAGACAAGCACGCUCGGGACGUCCCCUCACUUGACAAGUAUGCCGAGGAGCGCUGGGAGGUGGUCUUGCACUUCAUGGUGGGCUCCCCCAGUGCAGCCGUCAGCCAGGACCUGGCUCAGCUCCUCAGCCAAGCUGGACUCAUGAAGAGCACUGAGCCUGGAGAGCCGCCCUGCAUUACCUCUGCUGGCUUCCAGUUCCUGCUGCUGGACACACCUGCCCAGCUCUGGUACUUCAUGCUGCAGUACCUGCAGACAGCCCAGAGCCGGGGCAUGGACCUAGUGGAGAUUCUCUCCUUCCUCUUCCAGCUCAGCUUCUCUACUCUGGGCAAGGACUACUCCGUGGAGGGGAUGAGUGACUCUUUGUUGAACUUCCUGCAGCAUUUGCGUGAGUUCGGGCUUGUUUUCCAGAGGAAGAGGAAAUCUCGGAGGUACUACCCCACUCGCCUGGCCAUCAAUCUCUCAUCUGGCGUCUCUGGGGCUGGAGGCACUGUGCACCAACCCGGCUUCAUUGUUGUGGAAACCAAUUACCGACUGUAUGCCUAUACGGAGUCGGAGCUGCAGAUCGCUCUCAUCGCCCUCUUCUCUGAGAUGCUCUAUCGCUUCCCCAACAUGGUGGUGGCACAGGUGACCCGGGAGAGUGUGCAGCAGGCCAUCGCCAGUGGCAUCACCGCCCAGCAGAUAAUCCAUUUCUUAAGGACAAGGGCCCACCCAGUGAUGCUCAAACAGACCCCGGUGCUGCCACCCACCAUCACGGACCAGAUUCGGCUGUGGGAGCUAGAAAGGGACAGACUUCGGUUCACCGAGGGCGUCCUGUACAACCAGUUCCUGUCGCAAGUGGACUUCGAGCUGCUGCUGGCCCACGCGCGCGAGCUGGGCGUGCUGGUGUUCGAGAACGCGGCCAAGCGGCUGAUGGUGGUGACGCCGGCCGGGCACAGCGACGUCAAGCGCUUCUGGAAGCGGCAAAAGCACAGCUCCUGACCCCGCCGGCCUCGGGGCUUCUGUCUGCGCGGGGGCGGCUCUUGUUUAAUAAAAUUGGAAAUGAACUCGCA